GGAGGCAGCGGGGCUAGCUAACGCUGAAGAGGAGGGACUGAAGACGCGGCUCAACAUCAGCACCAGCAACCGACCCGAGUCCCAAACACAGAGAAUACUGAAACGUACCCGCCGCUGUCCGCCAGAAAAUACGACGCGAGCGAGCCAAACGCCUGCAGGAAAAGAGUUCAGUGACCAUGUACGAUGCAGCGAGGGUGCCAUCUCCUAAGGAUGGUGCAAACGGGAUGGUCCUGCCCGUGGUCCCCGGAGCAGGAACAGCUACAGCUGCGGGAUCAGCAGGGCCGACGCCAACUGCAGCCCUGCAAGAUAAAACCGAGGAAGGACAGCCGGGUACUGAGGAGGAAGAGGAGGAGGAGCCCACAGCAGAGCCCGUCCUGGUGAAAAAGCCGCACAGAGAGAUUCUGGACCACGAGAGAAAGAGGAGGGUGGAGCUGAAAUGUAUGGAGCUCCAGGAGAUGAUGGAGGAGCAGGGGUACACAGAAGAAGAGAUUCGACAGAAAGUGAGCACAUUCAGACAAAUGCUGAUGGACAAGGAGGGCGUUAUCACCAGAGAGGGCUCACACACACAGCCAGUGGUCAACCACCUGCACUAUGAGCCUAACGAGUAUGAAGAGGACCCUCAAUUGGUUGGCUAUGAAGAUGGAGACUAUGACCACGAUUACCACAGUGACAACAGAGUAAAGAGGAAAUCAAGCAGCUCUCCAUCCCCUCGUCCAAAGAAAAGGAAGAAGAAGAAAUCUGGCCGCCGAAGGAGUCGGUUUGGCAGCUCCUCACCCACUCACAGAGAGAAGAAGAAAAAGAGUGGGAAGAAACACAAGCGAGACAGAUCUGCAUCUGGCUCCAGGAAAAAGAGGAGAUACAGAUCGGGCAGCCCAAAGAACAAACACAAAGACAAGAACAAACAGAAAAAAAGGUCCCCUGGUGAAACCCCCAGUAGGAGUUCACAGCGUCAAGGCAGCUGCUGUAGCUCCCGUAGCGCCUCCUUGUCCUCAACUCGGAGCACCUCCAAAUCCCCCGCCAGACUGAACUCCAAGCACAAGACGGACGGACAAAAGCCCUCCGGCACCUCGCUGUCCCCGGGCCCCAACACGCCCGCCACCUGGCACAACGGGGACCACACCCAGCGAAGCCGCAACGGCAAGGCCGGCAGACUCAACCACUCCGAGGGCGAGAAAGGGCACGAUAAGCUCCGUCUGCUGACUGCUAGCUCUGCAAGCAUCCGAUCCACUCUGCUGAGAGAGCACAAGCUCCACAGCGCCCCCAGCAGGAGCCAAAUGGGACUGAUGUGCGCAGCGGGAGAGGCUGCGAGUGUGGAUGGCAGGAACACAGCUGUAGGGAGCUCCGUAAGCCAGACGUCAGGGAGGAGAGGGACCCAGAGGGGCCAGAAUAAGAGCUCCCGCUCCCCUGCUCACAGCAGCGACUCGGCCCACUCCCAGCACAACCACACUCACAGAGGGAGGAACUCUCGUCACCAGAGAAAGACAAAAGGUGGCCACUCUUCCAAGCGCCACCACCGCUCGAGUCGGGGUCAAGCAAACCACCGGAGCCCGUCGGCAUCUCCAGGACGGCACUCACACACGUCGGGCAGGAAGAAAGAGGAGUCUCGGAGCAAACCCAACCUCAGACAGCGCAGCAGCUCCUGGAGCAGCGGGCGCUCGUCCUCGCACUCGGCCUCCAGAGACAGGGGCCCCAGCAAGGCCAAGUCCCCGCACAACAGACAGAACGCCUCCAGAGAGAAGGACAGCCCCAACCGCUCCGACACCGACAGCCGAGCCCGCCGCCGCUCACGCAGCUACUCGCCCAUUCGCAAAAGGAGAAGAGAUUCACCCAGCUUCAUGGAGGCUCGCAGGAUCACCAGUGCUCGGAAGCGGCCGAUCCCUUACUACCGGCCCAGUCCGUCGUCGUCCAGUUACGACAGCAGCCCGUCGCGGUCCAGCCGCAGCCGUAGCCGCAGCUACAGCAGCUACAGCCGGAGCAGAAGCCACAACCGGAGCCACAGCCGGAGCUGGAGUCGGAGCCGCAGCCAGAGCCGGAGCUGGAGCCGCAGCAGGAGUCGCUCCCGCAGCCACCACAGUUACUACAGCCGCAGCAGCUACGAAAGCCCCGGCUUCUGAGCGCAACAGACUGCACAGAAGGGAAACAAAAACCAACAGAGGAGAAGCCCCUGUUAAAUUUACUGUGCUCCGGUUCAGUCAUGGUGUACCUUUAACAAGCCCUCGACAGUGCCCGCACUGCUGUACAGUCCAGGACCCUCGACCUAGACCACUAUCCCUCUCUAAUGCAGAGCCUGGAUCAAAGAGGAGAAAUGUAUUUUGAUAUGGCACAUUACUAUAAAAUUGGCUGUCACUGCUCAUGUCUUCACAUAUACAAGGUAUUAAUGGAAAUGGGUUACCACAUGUCAAAACUUAAUUUGGUUGAGCUCAAAGAACAAAUCUUGCUGUAUCUUAGCACUUUCUUUCUCUUCUUCCACAAACAACCAAAAAUGAAGUUGUAGAAAACUACAUACUAUAUAAAUAUAUAUAUAGAUCCUAACAAUAGGAGCUGAAUAGAAGACAAAAAGAGGACACAUCAACGGCUUACUGUACAUUUCCCUCAUCAUGUACUCGUCUCCCCAAAGACUUCCGUUUCAUCAUCAAGCACAGAGAUCAACAAAAGUGAGAACAAAAGAGAAGUCGGCGGAUGAAAUGGGAAGCAAAAAAGAAAAGGAACUUUUUUUAUGAUAAAAAAAAAAUGUAUUGUAUAGGUUUGUCUGUAUAGAUGUAAACUCUCUUAAGUUCUGGCUUUGUAAACUAUGCACUGUAUAUUCCAUCCGAUUUGAGCAGGUUUGUUUAGCAUGGUGCAUCAGGAGAGCCUUGCUGCUCGAAGGAGCAUACCUGGCCGAAAUGAAAGGUGCCAGGGUGCAUCUGUGCUCCCCUCUGACACAUACACUAUGUCAGCCACCUGCAUACAAAGGUGAAUUAUGUAUUAUAUACUUUUACUCUCUUCCCUGUUUAAAUUAUUAUGUUGACUCCGCUAAUCCUGACUUUAUGUAUGAGGGUGUGUGUGUGUGUGUGUGUGUGUGUGUGUGUGUGUGUGUGUGCCUCCACUGCUAUGACCAGUGAGGUAAUUAUUUAUGCGUACACCACUGUAGCCUGCACUUCGGGCUGCUGUUUGGUACUGUACAGGAAUACUGUCUGCAAAAAGUCUCCACGCACACUUUUGUGUUGACCACAGCUAUUUAUAAUUCUACAGUAUUUAUUACUUUAUUUAUUGGGUUAUUUAUUGUUCAAUUUAUUUAUCAUUUUAUUAUUUACCAUGAGCUGUAAAGCAGUUGGAUCAUGCUUUGAAGAUGAGAUUGCUGUAUUCCCAUUUGAAAAUGUUCUGUAUAUGUCCAUGUUGCUCACAAAAUCGGUCUCUUAUUGUAGCUUACCAUCACUACUAGAUUAGCGAGAAGGGUGGGGAGUCACCGCUGUGUGUUUAAGAUGCUCUGAUUUUAGCCAGUAGAACUGAGCCUUCGCCCUCAGUUACUCCCACGACUGCCAUUAUUGUGUCCCCGGCCUAUUGUAAUGGUUCAUUUUAUUGCCUGUAUUGAGGAGCGUGGUAUCGGCCUCAAACAGAACCAAAACAUCUGUGUGAAGAGGAGUUCAUUAUUCUUAUUCAUAUUUCCAGCCACCACAUACUCUUAUCCCUUGUGUAACGGACCACACCAUGUUUCUUUCAGAGGUCCCCUGGUUACCAGCUUCAGGGAGAGAAUGUAUGUGAUGUGGACUAGCAUAGCAGAGACACCAGCAGGCUCUGUAAUGCCUCCUCUGUCUAGAGCUUCAGUAGUACGGUAAACAGACUGGCGAUACAAUCAGGGAUCACCCGAAGUCUUCCUUACCAUUCGUAAAAGUCUCAUGUCACUCACACAGUGUUGCAUUCCCAGUGUAACCAGACUUAACCCAACUAUGAUACUCUGCGAAGCUGUUAAUUUGUUCGAAGUAUAGCAUUGCCCCUUUGUCAUUCUUUGUAGUGUACAAGUUAUUAUAACUGACAAUAAACAGAA
Molecule: messenger RNA, 4024 nt
Organism: Micropterus dolomieu (smallmouth bass)
Lineage: Eukaryota; Metazoa; Chordata; Actinopteri; Centrarchiformes; Centrarchidae
Gene: srrm3
Product: serine/arginine repetitive matrix 3
Exons: 14
Coding region: 177-2114 (645 amino acids)
Molecular function (GO): mRNA binding
Source: RefSeq, a predicted model, not a curated record